Messenger RNA from Aspergillus versicolor CBS 583.65, 3378 nucleotides. Its product is annotated as putative MFS monocarboxylate transporter. Gene Ontology annotation, biological process: transmembrane transport; regulation of DNA-templated transcription. NCBI's taxonomy places the organism in Eukaryota, Fungi, Ascomycota, Eurotiomycetes, Eurotiales, Aspergillaceae. Gene Ontology annotation, molecular function: transmembrane transporter activity; zinc ion binding; DNA-binding transcription factor activity, RNA polymerase II-specific. The coding region runs from base 1 to 3378 and encodes 1125 amino acids. The transcript is spliced from 5 exons. The record is from RefSeq and is a predicted model, not a curated record.
AUGCUCGCACAGAGUCCUGCCUCCGUCCGAAAGGGCACCAAGAGCUGCACCGAAUGUAGAAGACGCAAAGUUCGCUGCGUUCGCAUCCCCGAGGAUGCCCCAACAUGCCGCCAGUGCACAGAGCGCAAUACAGCCUGUGUCGCUCAGACGUCAAGUGGCCGGCCGCGACAAUCGCAGCGGCUGCCCUCGCGGUACCGGAUCGCGCAGCUAGAAUCUCAGGUUAGCAGACUAACCAAGAUUGUCAACAACAUCGAGGUUAAACUCGGGGGUGUUGGGUCGACUCAACUUGACCGACCCACCACUCAUUCGCCCGGUUCCGACGACUCUGAUGCAGAAUCCACCGCGUCAGAGAUGCUGAUUGCAGAAGAGCCGUCACAUCUACGCUCAUUGUUUCAAAACGAGUGGCUGAGUGUUGAUACGGAUCGGCGCAACGAGCAGCAGCAGGAGCGACGGGCGAAGGCCUCUGCUCACCUUGAGGAAAGUCUGCGACCAUCAUUGCAAAAGUUGAUCCCAACCAAAGAGGAGACAGUAGAAAUGUUGUCUUGCUCUUACGACUGGUUACAAAUGAUACAUUCUAUGCUUCCCCAGCCAUCCCAGUUCAAUUCGAAUCAGGAGGUAAUUGCGGACUAUGAAGAGAUGUGUCGACCAGAUGUUGGUGUUAUACGUCUGGCUUCAUGGCUAUUGACAGUAUCGAUUACGGCUCAACAAGUCCCUGAAGGGGCCAGGACGCCGGAGGCCCAAGCUGCAAGCUAUCAAAAGCGAAUUGUGUUUGCCCGCACCGUCUCGGACAUCGUUGAAAACUUCAUUAUGACCCACGAUCGGCUAGUUGGAACGCUUGAAGGUCUGGGAAUGACCAUACACUUUAUUCGGCUGCAAAUGGGACGAGGCAAUCCCCAGAAGGCCUGGCUUAGGUUACGGCAUCUUAUCGCCCUUGCUGAGCUCAUGGGAUUGCCCAAAGCAGCACAACUAGCUCGCAUCAAAAAGGCCAAUGGAGCUGCAGAUCAAACUGCUGAGAACGAGAAGCUCCAGUACUGGGAGAUGAUCUGCACCGUCGAUCGGCUGGCCGGAAUGCUCAUCAAUUUACCGCCGUAUACAAAACGAUAUCCGGUGCGGAAUCCCGAUCCUAUUGUGGUUGGCGGUGUUGUUCAGCCUGCGAUAUAUAUGAUCCGCCUAGUCGAUAUCACGCCUAAAAUCUACGAUCUGGAAGACCUCAGCGUCUCACAAGGCUCAACCACAAAGCUUUACACUUCGGCGCUGGAAAUUGCUCGCGAGGCAAGGGACCUCGCUUCUCAGACCCCAAAGUCUUGGUGGGUCAUCAAUAUGGAUGAUGACCUGAAACCGGAUCAUAUUGUUCAAUAUAUGCAUUACUGUAUUGUCAUGAAGGCACACCUUCCAGUCGCCCUCCGACAAGAUCAAAGUGAGGAGUAUCUGUACAGUCGUUUAGCCUGUAUGGACGCCUGUGAGUCUAUCGCACAACGAUACAAAUUCCUCCGGCGGAAGCUUCCAUCUGGAUUCUUUACUCUGCGACUGCUUGAUCUGCAGGCCUUUGCAGCUAUGGUGUCCCUACUCCUGACAGCUCAUUCCUGCCCCUCCGCCGAUAACUGUAGCUUUCAAAUUGACAAGGCCCGCCUCGAGGGCGUAGUGGAGGGGGUUAUUGAACUAAUGGAAGAAAAGUCGAAAGAUGGAGCUGGCUCUGGCUUUGCAGGGCAUGGUGCCACUUCGCUUCGUGCCCUACGGAAUCUUCUGCAACAAGAGGACAGUAACGCGGAGUCUAUUCGCGAAUUGACGGUCGUUGUGCCUCUCCUGGGAAAGAUCCAUGUUCGGCGUAACCUCCCCACAGCCCAACCCCGUCAAUCUCAUGUGCAGGCAACUUCAGACGCGAUACCCCAAUCAACCAGCUGGGUUCCCCAGGAGCAAAUGGUAUCCGCUGCAUAUAACCCACGACUCAAUACAAGUACCUACAUGCAGGACGCGCUAAUGGCCGGUAAUGGGAGGCCGGAUAUGCCCUGGGGGGAUUUCUCGUGGUCUAUUGAAGAUGCUGGUAAUAAUCUCCUAGACGAUGCUCUCAUGGCGGAGCCCUUCGGCCAAACGGCGAAAGGCGGCGAAAAGUCUUUGGCUGGGCCACAGGCCGAGCCUCAGGGACAGGUGCCGUCGCAAAAGGUAAUUCCAAACGGUGGCUUUGAAGCAUGGCUUAGUGUUGGGGCGGUAUUUUGCGUUUUUGUCAAUACCUGGGGAAUAAUCAGUACAUAUGGCGCUUUUCAGGAGUUUUAUCAGACACAAUUACUCUCUGACGAGUCACCAUCUGCGGUAUCCUGGGUUGGCAGUAUCCAGGCGACGCUCAUUGUUAUGGUUGGCCUUGUUUCGGGGCCUUUGGUCGACCUGGGCCACCUUCGUAUCCUCAUCGUCUCGGGAAAUUUUCUUAUUGUGUUUGGAAUGAUGAUGACUAGCCUGGCCUCGGAGUACUACCAAGUUAUCCUAGCCCAAGGCUUCUGCGUUGGAAUUGGUGGCGGUAUCGCCUACAUCCCCGCACUGGUGGUGAUAUCCAUGUAUUUUACUACUAAGCGUCCGAUUGCCAUUGGUUGUGCGUCGAUAGGAUCGAGUGUGGGAAGCGUCAUAUUUCCGAUCAUGUUCCGGCAGCUCCAACCAAAAAUUGGAUUCCCAUGGACGGUGCGUUGCAUCGCAUUCAUCAACCUGCUCCUCGCCAUAAUUACGUGCGCGGUGCUAUGUCGCCGAUCGGGUGAAAAAGUCGGCGCUCGAAGUCUCGUCGAUUGGAAAGCGUUUAAGGACGUUCCAUAUAUGAUGUUCUCGGUUUCCUUGCUACUUGUGAUGCUUGGUUAUUGGAUCCCCUUGUUCUACGUCGCCUCUUAUGCACGGACAGUAUUGGGGACAUCAACAAGUCUUUCCUUUUACAUGUUAGCCAUCAUCAACGGCGCGUCAGCAUUUGGGCGAACAGUACCAUACCUAUUGGGCCAGCGGGUAAAGCCCAUAUGCACACUCCUGGCCUGCGUGGCGGGAGCGGCAAUUGCCAUGUUCACAUGGAUCCCCGCGACAAACACUCCAGGCUUUAUCGUGUGGUGCUGUUACUGGGGGUUUUUGACCGGCGUCAUAGUGACCGGACCAACAUCCAUUAUCUCUCACCCUGCUCUGUGCCCGGAUAUAAAAAUGCUCGGAACAAGAAUGGGGAUGAUGUGGGGUAUCAGCUCUAUAGGCUCGUUGAUUGGGACACCCAUCGCGGGCUCAUUGGUCAAUUUAUCAGAGGCAUAUUUCUUGCGCGCUCAGAUAUUUGCGGGCUGCUUGAUGUUGGGUGCUGUCGGGUUGCAGCUAUGGCCGACACUUGUUGUCAUUCGGUAUGACCGGCAACACGCGCAGUCUCGUUAG